Paramecium tetraurelia is the source of this 803-nucleotide messenger RNA. RefSeq lists its product as uncharacterized. The transcript is spliced from 3 exons. The record is from RefSeq and is a predicted model, not a curated record. NCBI's taxonomy places the organism in Eukaryota, Ciliophora, Oligohymenophorea, Peniculida, Parameciidae.
AUGAAGUUAUUAGUUCUUAUUCUCAUUGCUUGUUUAGUCAUUGCUUAAGCUUAAGAAGACCUCAAAUAAAAGGAGACCACUUAGUAGGAAUCUGAAAAUCUUAAGGAUGAAAUCAAUGCCAGCAAUGUGGCUGAAGGCAAAUCAAAAUCAAGAACCAAGGAAGAAAUCAUCAAAGAAAGAGAUACACUAUAAACUUUAUUAAAGACAUUGAAUUAUUCUUGUAUAGUUCUGGCUAGAAUGUAACUAUCAAGAUACAAGUCUGAGUUAAUGAAAGUUAUUGAGAGUCAUUAAACUAAACAAGAGUAAAGCAUUGUGUGGAAGAAAAUUUAUACUUCAUAUGUCAGUUAAUGUCAAAAGAGUAUUACAUAUGAUGAUAGUGUUAAGAUCUUUUCUUAAAUUUAGUCUAAAGAAUUCAAAUUUGAUGAUUACAGAUUCAUCUAUGAUAACAUGUCAUUAGAAGAUUAUAGCAAUGAUAAGGUGGAUAUGCAUAUUACAUAAGCAGAAGAAAAAAUAUGGCAAUACAUACAGGAUUUCGAAAAAGCCAUGGAUUCCAAGGACGAGGAGGAUGAUGAUUCAACUCUCAAAAGAAAUUUUGAUUUAGAACCUAAAGUAUUUGGAUUUUCCUUAAAAUCAGUAAAAUCAUUACAAUACAUUAUGUUCUUUUUGUUUGUUUCUUUUAUUUUAUUUUUGGGAUAUAUAGCAUUCAAAAAAUUACCCAAGUAAUAUGAGGAUCAAAAAAAGAAAAGAAGAAACUGAUAUCUAUUAAUUUUUUAAUUUAUUUAAUUAUUCAAUAUUUAUAAUAG